GUGUUUACUAAGCUCACAUGAGACAGGGAGGGGGUUCUGCCCAUUCUCAGCUCCUCCAUGCCUGCACUUCAUUAUGCGCCGCUCCAAAAGCCAUAAUAGAAAGUGGCUCUAACAUCUGAAGCAUAUGACGCUACUUAAGCAUGGUAAACAGACAGAGCUAAAGUUGUGAAGAGGAUAGGUUUAAUAGUCAACGCAGAAUACAAGAAGACAGCGCGGAUUCAUUGAGCUUCAGGAUGCCAGAGGUUCGGGACCUUUCGGAGGCUCUGCCUGAAAUGCCCUUGGAUCCCAUCACUGGCGUCGGAGUUGUCGCCUCUAGAAAUAGAGCACCCACUGGAUAUGAUGUGGUCUCUACCACCACAGAUGGCCUUGAUGCUGAUUUGUGGAAGGAUGGCCUAUUUAAAUCCAAGGUGACUCGCUACCUCUGCUUCACAAGGGUCUUUUCUAAGGAAAAUAGCCAUCUAGGCAAUGUUCUUGUGGACAUGAAGCUUAUAGACAUAAAAGACACUCUCCCUGUAGGCUUCAUUCCUAUACAAGAAACAGUCGAUACACAGGAGCAGGCCUUUAGGAAACGAAGGCUUUGUAUUAAGUUUAUUCCUAGAGACUCCACAGAAGCUGCCAUUUGUGACAUCCGCAUCUUGGGACGCUCCAAACAAGCUCCUCCUCAGUACACAUUUAUUGGGGAACUCAAUAAUAUGGGUAUCUGGUAUCGCAUGGGUAAUGUGCCUCGGGCACAGGACUCCACACACACCCCAACCUCCAAUAAUGUCCAGAAUAUGAACUCCACUUCUAAUGCAGCCCCUGUUCCCACUGCCCCUAUGCCUAAACACAUAUCAAUGACGCUCCCUGCCAGUUUCAGAGGAAAGAACACAACAAGACCAGAUUAUGAGCAUCAAAACUCCAAUCUGUAUGCCAUCUCCGCAAUGGAUGGUGUUCCUUUCAUGAUCUCAGAGAAAUUUGCCUGUGCCUCGACUGAUUUACAGCAGGUGGAUCUAAUGGGCAUCACCAUUAAGUCACUGGCUGAGAUAGAAAAAGAAUAUGACUACAGUUUCCGUACAGAGCAUAGUGCAGCAGCCCGCCUUCCUCCCAGUCCCACACGGACGUCACUCAGCUCUGAGGCCUAAUCCCCAGUACUAUAGUCCACACCAGUCAGAGAAAAGUCAACUACUGAGCUCUUGCAUCAAUAAAACCACUCCGGGCUAUGAACAAAUAAUGAACAGCCAACCAUAAGCGCUAGAGAGAAGUUGAUAUUUAAAACUUUCUUCUAAACUGAAAAAACAAUAGAUGGCUUGACUUCUAUCUUUAACCACAAAGAUCAGUCACAACAGAAAAUAUCUCAUGUAUCUAUUUGAUCCGCUGUGAAUAAGUACCAUCCAUAUUUGAGGCUUUUGCUGCAAAAAAGCAAGAGGACAAGAAGGACACUUGAACAGAAAUGGGUCUGAUGAACAUUUUUUGAUUCAGUUUAUCAAAUGUUCUCAUACUUACGUGGUCUUCUCUCUGUUAUAUACUUGUGAGAAUGUGAGUGCACUUUGUUUUGGGGAUUUGAUGUGUGCUGCAAACCACUACUUCACUGAUGAUGUUAUUUUAAUUUUCCUGUUACUGAACCACUAUUUUCAUAUGGAGUUACUGACACAUCAAGGGACAGGUGAACAUCGUAAAAUGCAGCUAUCUUUUAUCACAAGCACCACUUCAGCCUCUGUUACAGUAUAUUUACUUGUCCGUCUGUUCAAGUCGGAACCAAAAAAACGUGUUGAUGUUACCUCCCAGCUCAUUGUCUGUGAGUUAUGAUUAUUCACUGAUAAUUCAUUGAUUGUUCAGUUAGACAUGAACAAAAAGAAUCUUUUGAUUAUUUUAUGUGUUGGCUAUGUCUCUUUUUAGCAUCAGAUAUAUCCACUCUUAGCUGUUAACGAUCCUUUUUUAAACAAACGCUAACCUGUGAAGAGUCCUUGAUUUAUUGACCACUCUUUUCUAUAUUAGACAGUGUAAAUUGUUCUAUAUUAGAUAGUGUAAAUUACCAUUCAGAUAAUACCAUUUGGUAAUUAUAAUAAUGUGCUUUUUUAUUUUUCUAUUUUGUUUUUCUGACUUGUUUCUUUGUGUUAUAUAUAACACUUAAUAAUAUAUAUAACACUUCAUUCAUAGACAUAAGUAACUUUUUGCUCUACAGCUGUAAAGAAACAACAUUCUUCCAGUUGUUCCAGCCACUGUUUUUUUUUUAUUCUCUAAUACUGUAUUUUAUUUUCAUUUGAGUUGUGUGGCAGCUCAAAAACACCAUUGAGAGAACUAUUGUUUCAUUGAUGGAAAAUCUUUGCCCAUUUCUACAUAUUUUUAACCAUGUUUAUGUUUUAAUUUAUUAGUGAAUUCAGUAUUGAACCCAAGAGCAAUGUAUGUUUUAGCAAAAGAUGUUAAUUGCACUGUCUGCUAAUGUUAAAAUAUAAGCAGUUCUAAUGCUUGUCUUGUGAUGAGCUAAAUGUGUUAUUUCUCAUAUUUCAUAAUAAUUUACAGUUUCACUAGAACUAAAAUGAGGGCACAACCAGGUUCACUUUUGCUGCUUGAUGUGUCUGUUCUAUUGCAUGCUCGGUCAAAUGUCUCCUUUUCAAAAUACCUGUAUAUACACACUGUUAUAUUAAACUGAGAUGAGCAGA
Messenger RNA from Periophthalmus magnuspinnatus, 2639 nucleotides. RefSeq names its product multivesicular body subunit 12Ba (gene mvb12ba). The coding region runs from base 234 to 1121 and encodes 295 amino acids. The transcript has 10 exons. Gene Ontology annotation, biological process: regulation of epidermal growth factor receptor signaling pathway; viral budding; virus maturation. Gene Ontology annotation, cellular component: late endosome; ESCRT I complex. NCBI's taxonomy places the organism in Eukaryota, Metazoa, Chordata, Actinopteri, Gobiiformes, Gobiidae. The record is from RefSeq and is a predicted model, not a curated record.